This is a messenger RNA of Coniosporium apollinis CBS 100218, 2043 nucleotides long. RefSeq lists its product as uncharacterized. NCBI's taxonomy places the organism in Eukaryota, Fungi, Ascomycota, Dothideomycetes. The transcript is spliced from 3 exons. The record is from RefSeq and is a predicted model, not a curated record. The coding region runs from base 1 to 2043 and encodes 680 amino acids.
AUGGCGAGCUCCGAACUGGCCAUCCGGUCAACCAAACACCGCGCGGCGUCACGCCUCACCGCCAGUCAGUCGUCAAAACGCAGGCAUCCGGGCAUUCUUGCCGGCAUUGACGAACACAAUGUCAUCGAAGUGUCCGACGAAGACGAGGCCGCGCCAGACAACCCGACCUCGAGUUUCCAUCAUCACACUACGCGUGCCAGUGUUUAUGGACGUGCGGACGCGUUGUAUGAUAUGAAAUAUCACCCCAUGGACGACGUCAUGCGUCCAAGCCAGGCUGCGAAAAGGCGAAAGCUCACUGAUGUGAUCGAAGCGAGCUCAGAGGAGGAAGACUUCGUAGCGCAAUCGUCCAGCUCCGAUUAUAAUGGUGUGGAUUCUCGGAGGAGGUUUGGGACACAGCGUGAGCCAACCUCGUCUCGCCAUUCGGCGCGCACAGCUUCCAAGCCGCUGGUCAAUUACGAUGUUAGAAUCCAUCCACAGGACAACAUCUUAGCAGAUCUUGGUGUGCCGGGCUUCCCAAGGCAUUGGAAGCGUGCCACCGUGUCUGCUGAAGACGAAGUAAGCACAUCACGGAACAAAUCAAAGAGCUGCUCCUCAAAUUCGACUGCGCGGACCUCUUCGAGCGCGAGUAAUCCAUCGACGAAGCACAAACCAUCUCAAGGGCGAAAAGGGACCAAAGAUGACCGGGCUUUGCAAAACAGCCCGCAUGCUAUCAAGCGAUACGCGGAACCUCUUGGCGUCUGGACACUGGAGCCGGGCGAGCGGUAUUUCCGCCACGAUGUGGACUCUUGGUUCGAGGAUCCAUCAACCAGAGUCGACUUUACCGGUGAUUCCGAAGCGGAUUUCCACAUUCUGCCGAUGCGGCGAUACAGGACGAAUAAUCCUCCUGGAGAAGUACUCGAUGAUGAGCAAGCGGUGUUGAUACACUCCUCGCCUCAUAAUGAGGCAGAUAGCGACGCCGCCUUGCUGACAUUGGAAGAUGAGGAAGCUGGACGGGAGUAUCUGGUUAUGGAGGAUCAGCACGUUGCCACGUAUGCCACUAGCUGUUCCGAUGGGUCUGGAGGUUCGAUCGAGAAAGACGGGAGAGAACAUUCGGCUGAAGGCAACGUUACCAUGCCUGAGCUCGUCUACGAACAGUCUACGAAAGGCGACGAUCUUGGAGCGGCCUCAACGGCUCAGCAACCCUUCACCCCUGGUGAUUCGGCGGGAGGUGAUGCCAUCGUAGUACCAAGCAGUCGCGACACGCCCACCCCAGAGUCCAGCCUGGGCAGUGGAAGUAGAAAUGAGCAGAACGAGGAGCAGGACGACGACCAGGAUGAGGAGCAGUACGAUGAGCAGGAGCCUCCUGUUGACGGCGGAGACAACCAUGAUGACGGACCACUCACAAAUGCAUUCAUCCUACCGUUACCGACACGAUACAGAAGCCAACGAAAGAGUACCUCGUUCAACAUACAUGUUGAUGACGAGGAAGCCCCACGACCCAGUCAAUCACUGCUUGCGCCUGCGGCCACCGAAGAUUUUGACAAAGAGAACGUCGACGCCCAGUCUGAAUCUCGAUCCGACAGCGAACCGGAAGACGGUCACGUAGCGGUGCGGAUCGAUGAGACCAGUCUGGCAGGUGACGGCACCUUUCACCAAAGUCUCGACGCUGAGACCGCGGAAGGGCAGGCAAACGACGAUAUGGAGACAGGAUGUCAGUGUUGCGCGACAAAUACAUUACAUGUCGAUCAGGCACCGUCAGACUCCUCUCCAUCACGGGACCUCCACCGCUCGCCCGAUCCCAUCACCGUUCAAACGAUAGAGCAUGAAAGGGACGCCAUCGUCCAAGAGUCUGAUGCGUCGCAGUCAUCAACUCAGCAGUCGCCUCCGCCUGCAUCUGACAGCAACAACACAGCAACACACACGCUAUCGCCCCCCUCCACUGUGCCAGGAACCCAGCGUGCUGCAGGCACACGAUUCGUUGAGGAAGUCGUCGAGAAAGCCAGAAACAUCCAAGACUGCGGCUCCGCCCCAUCAUCUGACUCCUAUGAGCAUACGGCGAUAUGA